GGCCAUUUGAUGAAUGUUUGAAGACCGGUGCUUCAUUCAAGAGCAUAAAAUCAACCAGAAGAGUCGUUCAAAAGGCAUCAAAUAUCACCCACCUAUUUUCUUCCUUACCUGACCAACAUGCACGCCUCAUUCUUCACCGCCAGACUCGUUGUGCUUGCCGCCAUUGCCUCAGUCGUUGCUGGCCAGGCACUCCCCGCUGGUUGCGACCGCAACAUUACAGUUCAAGCUGGAGACACAUGUGACGGAAUCUCCGCCGCCUACAACGUUUCCACAUACCAGCUGGCGGCAGUCAACAGCGGCAUCAUUGACACCGCGUGUGACAAUCUAUAUAUCGGAGAGAAUAUAUGCCUUGGAAUUACCGGCCAAGAUUGCAGCGUCACCCACCUCAUGCAGACCGGCGACACGUGCUACAGCGUCGCCAAUGCCGCUGGUAUCUCGAUCAACACGUUGCUUGCGAACAACCCCAACGUUAACACCAUCUGCACUAACACAUAUCCUGGCGAGGUUCUUUGCACUGCGAGCCAGAUCUAUGUGAACAUUACCUAUUCGAAAUAGACAUAGAGUGAUGAUAAUAUUCCUCAAAAAAUGUAUUUAAAACAUGAUACCAGCGGAAUGUGAUAGAACUGCGCAGUGAAACUGGUUCUCAGAAAG
Molecule: messenger RNA, 651 nt
Organism: Suillus paluster
Lineage: Eukaryota; Fungi; Basidiomycota; Agaricomycetes; Boletales; Suillaceae
Exons: 5
Coding region: 118-555 (145 amino acids)
Source: RefSeq, a predicted model, not a curated record